AUUCUUCUUCUUCAUUAUCUUUUGCUCCUUCUCAUCUCUCUCUCUCUCUCUCUCUCUCUCUGUUUUUGCGCUCGUUGUUUCUCGGACAAAAAAUCAAAGAAAAAUGUCGAUGGAUGCUGCCAUUGGUAUUGUAUGGGAUGUCUUGAAGAUGGGGUUUGAUCCCAUCAAGCGUGGAUUCGGAUACGUCAUGUCCUCCAAGAGCUACGCCGACAAUCUUCGGCAGGAGGUCGGGAAGCUCGAUGAACAGGUGGAGAGGGUCGGCCGUCUUACCGAAAGGGCUAGAAACAAUUGUCGGGCCUUGUACCCUAGCUUCACGAGGUGGGAGGAUGAUGCCAAGAGGAACUCCAGGGACGCGCAAGGCCUGUUGGACGCCUUCGAUGAGGCGACCAAGAGUUGCUGCUACGGGAGACUUCCCGACCCCAAAUGUCGCUAUCAGUUCAGCACGAAGGCCGAGGCCAAGAUCAAGGUCGUUCAGCAACUCGCUAGAGAAGGCGGUGAAUUCAAGGAAUUGAGCCACAUCGCCGACAUCGGUCCUGCUCCGGGGAGAGUCCAGUCGCCCACCGCGACGACCUCUGUUUUUUCUGCCUCGACGUCGAUUAAGCCUAGGGAGGAUGGCCUCUUCGAAUCCAGAGCUUUGAUGAUACAGAACAUCAUCGACGCUCUUGCCAAUAACAGCAACAGUGUGGUUGGGAUUUACGGGAUGGGCGGGGUCGGCAAGUCCACCCUUUUGGUGGAUAUCGAAAAAAGAAUAAGGAGAGAGAACUCUUUUGAUUGGGUGGCUAGGGCCGACGUGUCGGAAAAUAUAGACAUCAAGAGGAUUCAAGGAGAGAUUGCGCGCGCUUUGGACCUUACUGACAUGAAGGACGAAGAGUAUCCCACGGCGCGAGCGGAACUUCUGCACAAGAGGUUGGAAAAGGAGGAGAGGGAGAAAAAGAAGGUGCUCAUAAUACUGGACAACCUCUGGGAGAGGCUGGACUUGGACAAAGUCGGCAUUCCUUGCGGACCUGACAACAAAGCUAGAGGAUGCAAGUUGUUGUUGACGGCGAGAGAUCAACGUGUUUUGCGAAGGGAAAUGCGCUGUGACAGCGCCUUCCGCCUUCGUGAGCUGGAAAACGCAGAGGCAAAGAGGUUGUUUGAGAAGAUGGUGGGAGGCAAAGUACCAGUUGAGUUGGAACCCUUGGUGGAGGAAGCAGUCCGCAUAUCUGCAGGUUUGCCUUUCCUAAUUGUCGCGAUAUCAAAGCUUUUUAUAGACACUAGUUACUCUGAAUGUGACUAUGCUUUGAAACAAAUCUGGAGCGAAGAUACUGGUAAAGUGAUAACUAAUACGCUGCAACUUAGUUUUGGUCGUAUAAGCGAGGAGGCCAAGUCAUUGUUACGACUUUGUGUUGCUUAUGGUGUCUAUAAACCAAAUCUCGAGGACUUGGCGAGGUACGGCUUCGGUUUGGGGAUAUUUCGAGGAGUUAGCAGCGUGCAAGAAGCUAGAGUUAGGUUGGGCUCACUGAUCCAUACUCUGCAAGCCUCCUCCCUUUUAUUAGACGGUGAAGAAGACGCGGGUGGUUUUAAGAUUCAUGACUUGGUUCGUGAGUUUGUUGCCUCAUUUGCCUCAACAAAUCGCCCUCUUCUCAUUUUGAAAGAUAAAAAUAAGUGGGAAACAACGUUGUCGGAGGAGAGGCUCAAAAUUUGUGAGGCGAUAUGCUUUCCCUUCGUCGACUUGGAGGAGCUUCCCAAAGAAUUAAUCUGUCCGGAAUUGCAGAUCUUUUUGCUGCUUGAAAACAAAAGAUCUCUUGAGAUCUCGGAUUCGUAUUUCAACUCUAUGAAGAAUCUCAUGGCCUUAGAUCUUACCGGAAUACGUCUCGGUCGUUCGCCUUCGCCGUUUCAAUUCAUGGAGAACUUACACACUUUGUGUGUUGAUUCUUGUUCAUUAGAGGAUGUGUCCGUUCUUGGCGAGCUAAAAGGCCUCCAAAUUCUCAGCCUUCGGAACUCGGACAUUCAGCAAUUGCCGAAAGAAAUAGGGCAACUAACGGAGCUGAGGUUGUUAGAUUUGGAUUAUUGUUUGAAACUACAGAUAAUUGAACCGGGUGUCCUUGGAAGGUUGACCAAAUUGGAGGAGUUAUAUAUGAAGGAUAGCUUUGAUCAAUGGAGUGCUGGGGAGCAAACUCCAGCAACUAAUGCCGGUCUUAUUGAAUUGAACAACAUGAAGAAUCUCCGCACUCUGCAUGUAUCCAUUCGCAAUCCAAGUGCGCUCCCGAGGGAUCUAGAUGUUGAGAAGCUAACCGAGUACAAAAUCCGAAUAGGUGAUGCACGGUGCUGGAGAGACUACGAAGGAUCGAGGAUGUUGGAGCUCGUCUUGGAUGGAACAAGCGAUGUUCUUCGAAAAGAAUGCAUUCGAAGUAUCUUAGCCAAAGCUGACGAUUUGUUUUUGUACAUGUUGGACAGAACUGAGAAAAGUAUUUCCGCAUUAUCCUCGGAAGGUUUUCCAAAAUUAAAGCAUCUACAGGUGAAGGAUGGUCCUUCCUUCCGUUACAUCCUCGAAUGGUCUUCCCUUCCUACUUUUGAGGCGUUGGAGACGCUACUUCUCUAUAAUCUCGUCAACUUGGAGAAUAUAUGCACCAAAAAUAUCUCCAUCGGGUCCUUCAGUACAUUAAAAGUUGUACAAGUUAAGGGAUGCGACAAGAUGGAGGUUCUUUUUCCUCGUUCAGUAGUGAGACAACUUCCACAUCUAGAAAAGAUCGAAGUUGUCGAUUGCAAAUUAAUGCGGGGGAUUGUAGAAGCCGAUGAUGAUUGUGGUAAACUUGAGUUGCCUAAGUUGCGUGGAUUGAAAUUGGAUGGGUUGCCAAAUAUCGAGAAUUUUAUCACCGCCGGGUUGUCUCCUUCGAGGAGUACAUCGGACUACCAAAUUGGCACUCAAAUUGCAUUCUUCAACGGACAACGUGUUACCUUUCCAAGUUUAGAGACAUUAGAAGUUUAUCACUUGGGCAACAUCGGGUUCAUGUUUUCCCCAUCUAUGAUUAAAUCUCUUGCAAAACCGAGAAAGCUAAGUGUAGGGAAUUGCAAGAAGAUGGAGGCAAUCUUUACGGAGGAAGAAGGAUUCGAAGUGGAAAUAUCAGAAACUCCGGCAUUUCCUAUGUUAGCUGAUUUAUCCUUACGAUAUUUGAAACGUUUAAAGUGCUUCUUUCACGGUAAGUGUAAGAUUGAUUUAUUCUUUCCAUCAAUGAAGAUAUUUUUGUAG
Molecule: messenger RNA, 3229 nt
Organism: Rhodamnia argentea
Lineage: Eukaryota; Viridiplantae; Streptophyta; Magnoliopsida; Myrtales; Myrtaceae
Product: probable disease resistance protein At4g27220
Exons: 3
Coding region: 104-3229 (1041 amino acids)
Molecular function (GO): ADP binding; ATP hydrolysis activity
Source: RefSeq, a predicted model, not a curated record